UUAUAUGUUGGCUCUCUCUCUAUGGGCUUGAUAAUAGUGUGAUUGACUAGACUUCUUAUUAGCUCAAAUUUUGAGUUUAGGGGCUACUUAGUUUUUGGAGUUCUUUUUUGAAAAUGGACUUAGUUUUUGGAGUUCUGUUUUUGCACAUGAAUAUCUGGUUCGAGAUCUUCUCAAGCUAUCUUUAUGAAAAUCAAUCCACUUUUCUUUACUUAAUUUUCCUACAAUUUUUUUUUUCUCACCUAAUUUUCCAUUGUCCAGUUUCAGGCUCCACAAUUAUAGUUAAGGGCAUGGUAUUUUGUUCUAUCUCUGAGAAAAACCUCUUGUUUCUUAUACCCAUAAUAGCUGUUUCAAAAAGUAUGCUAACCUUUGUUGUUCAAUUGGUUUGACAUAUUUCUAGUCUUUUCUCUAUCCAAAUAUAAACAUUACAAGAAAAUAGAAAACUGGUUUUUCCAGUUAGAAGCUUUUCUUAUGAAGCAUAUUCUUCAAGGACCCUUGUUACUGAGAUCAGUGUCACAACACCAUGGCUGCCGAAAUACAGAGGGGGAUGAUCCCUGGUGAGGCCUGGCGUGCCAAUGGGUUCACUAAUGGAAAGACCCAAGUGAGGCAUGCGGCUGCAUUGCCUCUUAUCGAUGAGUUUUGCUCGGCAUUGGGUGGCAAGAGGCCGAUUCACAGUGUUUUGAUUGCAAAUAAUGGCAUGGCAGCUGUGAAAUUUAUGCGUAGUGUGAGAACUUGGGCUUAUGAGACAUUUGGGACUGAGAAGGCGAUUUUGCUGGUGGCCAUGGCUACACCAGAGGACAUGAGGAUUAAUGCAGAGCACAUUAGAAUUGCUGAUCAGUUUGUUGAAGUGCCUGGAGGAACCAACAACAAUAACUAUGCGAAUGUGCAACUGAUAGUUGAGACAGCUGAGAGCACACGCGUUUCUGCUGUGUGGCCUGGUUGGGGACAUGCAUCCGAGAAUCCUGAGCUGCCUGAUGCAUUGGAUGCAAGGGGAAUUAUGUUCCUUGGACCUCCUGCUAUAUCAAUGGCAGCACUUGGGGAUAAAAUUGGAUCAUCUUUGAUAGCUCAAGCAGCAAGCGUACCCACCCUUCCAUGGAGUGGUUCACAUGUUCAAAUUCCUUCUGAGAGUUGCGUGGAUGCUAUACCAGAGGAAAUUUACCGUGAAGCUUGUGUGCAUACAACAGAAGAGGCCAUAGCAAGUUGCCAGGUGGUGGGCUAUCCAGCUAUGAUCAAGGCAUCUUGGGGCGGCGGCGGGAAAGGGAUUAGAAAGGUUCAUAAUGAUGAUGAAGUUAGGGCCUUAUUUAAGCAAGUUCAGGGUGAAGUUCCUGGCUCUCCAAUAUUUAUUAUGAAGGUUGCUUCUCAGAGUCGGCAUUUAGAGGUUCAACUACUUUGUGAUCAAUAUGGCAAUGUUGCAGCUUUGCACAGCCGUGACUGUAGUGUUCAGAGGAGGCACCAAAAGAUUAUUGAGGAGGGUCCAAUUACUGUAGCCCCACUUGAGACAGUGAAACAAUUAGAACAGGCAGCAAGAAGGCUAGCAAAGUGUGUAAAUUAUGUAGGAGCAGCUACCGUUGAGUAUUUGUACAGCAUGGAUACUGGUGAAUACUAUUUUUUAGAGCUCAAUCCUCGUUUACAGGUGGAGCAUCCUGUCACUGAAUGGAUAGCCGAAAUAAACUUACCAGCAGCACAGGUUGCGGUGGGAAUGGGUAUUCCACUUUGGCAGAUUCCUGAAAUAAGGCGUUUCUAUGGCAUGGAUGCUGGUGGAGGGUAUGACUCAUGGAGGAAAACAUCGAUUGCUGCAACCCCAUUUGAUUUUGACUUAGCAGAGUCUGUCAGACCAAAAGGCCAUUGUGUUGCUGUGCGUGUGACAAGUGAAGAUCCAGAUGAUGGGUUUAAGCCUACUAGUGGGAAAGUACAGGAAUUAAGUUUUAAAAGCAAGCCAAAUGUAUGGGCUUAUUUCUCUGUGAAGUCUGGCGGAGGCAUUCAUGAAUUUUCUGACUCUCAAUUUGGACAUGUUUUUGCUUUUGGAGAGUCUCGAGCCUUAGCCAUAGCUAAUAUGGUUCUUGGACUAAAAGAAAUUCAAAUUCGAGGAGAGAUCCGUACUAAUGUUGAUUAUACUAUAGAUCUUCUGCAUGCUUCAGAGUAUAGGGAGAACAAGAUUCACACUGGUUGGCUGGAUAGUAGGAUUGCAAUGCGAGUUAGAGCAGAAAGGCCUCCUUGGUACCUUUCAGUUGUGGGAGGGGCUCUAUUUAAAGCAUCAACUACCAGUGCAGCCGUCGUUUCUGAUUAUGUUGGUUAUCUUGAGAAGGGGCAGAUUCCGCCAAAGCACAUUUCACUGGUCAAUUCCCAUGUAUCUCUGAAUAUUGAGGGAAGUAAAUAUACGAUUGAAAUAGUAAAGGGAGGACCAGGUAGUUAUAGACUAAAGAUAAAUCAGUCAGAGAUUGAAGCAGAGAUUCAUACACUGCGUGAUGGUGGUCUUCUAAUGCAAUUGGAUGGAAAUAGCCAUGUGAUAUAUGCAGAAGAGGAGGCUGCUGGUACUCGCCUUCUAAUUGAUGGAAGGACUUGCUUAUUGCAGAAUGAUCAUGAUCCAUCCAAAUUGGUGGCGGAGACGCCAUGCAAGCUGCUUCGUUUUUUAGUUCCUGAUGGCAGCCAUGUGGAUGCUGAUACACCCUACGCAGAGGUGGAGGUCAUGAAGAUGUGCAUGCCACUCUUGCUACCAGCUUCUGGGACUAUUCAUUUCAGAAUGUCUGAGGGCCAAGCAAUGCAGGCAGGUGACCUUAUUGCAAAGCUUGAUUUGGAUGAUCCAUCAGCUGUGAGGAAAGCUGAGCCUUUUCAUGGAUGCUUUCCACCUCUCGGUCCACCAACUGCAGUUGCUGGAAAAGUUCAUCAGAGAUGUGCUGCGAGUAUUAAUGCUGCACGGAUGAUUCUUGCUGGCUAUGAGCAUAAUAUUGAUGAGGUGGUUCAAGAUUUGCUAAAUAGCCUGGAUAGCCCUGAGCUUCCCUUCCUACAAUGGCAAGAAUGCAUGGCUGUUUUGGCUACCCGUCUUCCGAAGGAACUACGAAAUGCGUUGGAUUCAAUAUUUAAGGAGUAUGAAGUCCUUUUGAGUACACAAAAGAAUGUGGAAUUUCCAGCCAAAAUGUUGAAGGGGGUAAUGGAGGCAUACCUUUUAUCCUGUACAGAAAAAGAGAGAGUUACCCAAGAAAGGCUUGUGGAGCCUCUGAUGAGUCUUGCGAAGUCAUAUGAAGGUGGAAGAGAAAGCCAUGCUCAUGUUAUUGUUCAGUCACUUUUUGAGGAAUACCUCUCUGUGGAAGAAAUUUUUAAUGACAAUAUACAGGCUGAUGUAAUUGAGCGCCUCAGGCUUCAAUACAAGAAGGAUCUUUUGAAAGUUGUCGACAUAGUUCUAUCUCAUCAGGGUGUACGGAGCAAAAAUAAACUCAUACUAAGACUCAUGGAAGCACUGGUUUAUCCUAAUCCUGCUGCCUACCGGGACAAGUUAAUUCGUUUCUCUGCUCUUAAUCAUACAAGCUACUCUGAGCUAACACUUAAAGCAAGUCAACUACUUGAGCAUACCAAACUGAGUGAUCUUCGCACAAGCAUUGCUAGGAGCCUCUCGGAGCUGGAGAUGUUUACUGAGGAAGGUGAACGCCUUAAUACUCCACGACGAAAGAAUGCCAUUGAGGAGAGGAUGGAGGAUCUUGUUAGUGCACCUUUGGCUGUUGAGGAUGCUCUCAUUGCUUUGUUUGAUCACAUUGACCAUACUCUUCAAAGGCGUGUUGUAGAAACAUAUGUUCGCCGGCUUUACCAGCCUUACCUUGAAAAGGGCAGUGUCCGUAUGCAGUGGCACCGUUCUGCCCUUAUUGCUUUGUGGAAAUUCUCAGAAGAACAUGCUGCAAUGAGGGAUGGUUCAGGAUAUCCAAUGUCUGAUGAGCCAAAGAUUGAGAAGCAUGUGGAGAAGAGAUGGGGAGUCAUGGUUAUUAUCAAAUCUCUUCAAUUUCUCCCUACUGCAAUCAAUGUGGCAUUGAAGGAAACUGCUCAUUCCUCAGGUUCCAAUGCAAGUGAUGAACCUUCUCGAAGUGGGUCUUCUGCAUCAGCUAGCCAUGGGAACAUGCUGCAUGUCGCAUUAGUGGGAAUGAACAAUCAAAUGAGUCUUCUGCAAGACAGUGGUGAUGAGGAUCAGGCCCAAGAGAGAAUUAAUAAACUAGCAAAAAUACUGAAAGAAGAAACAAUUGGAUCAAGUCUUUGUAGUGCUGGUGUGGAUGUUGUCAGCUGUAUUAUCCAAAGAGAUGAGGGGCGUGCACCCAUGAGACACUCCUUUCAUUGGUUAUCUGAUAAGCUGCACUAUGAAGAGGAGCCUUUACUCCGUCACUUGGAACCUCCUCUAUCUACCUUUCUUGAACUGGACAAACUUAAAGGCUAUACAGAUAUACAAUAUACACCAUCUCGAGAUCGACAAUGGCAUAUGUACACUGUUGUGGACAAGCCACUUACAUACAGGAUGUUUCUUCGGACCCUUGUGAGGCAACCCAACUCCCAAGACUCAGAAAUGGCAGUGGAUGGUGCAAAAAUGGCCAUGCCCUUCACAGCUACCAGCAUUUUGAGGUCUUUGAAUGCAGCUUUGGAAGAGUUGGAAUUGCAUGGGCAUAAUGCAAAUGUUAAAUCUGAUCAUGUUCAUCUGUAUCUUUGCAUCCUACGAGAGCAACAGUUGCUUGAUUUGUUACCAAAUUUCAGUGAUGUUGAAAUAAAAGGGGAGGAGGAAAAAGCUAUUUACAUGAUUUUAGAGCAGAUGGCCCGAAGUAUCCAUGAGACUGUUGGUGUCAAAAUGUACCGACUAGCAGUUUGUGAGUGGGAGGUGAAGCUUCGAAUAGGCUAUGUUGGACUUGCCAGCGGGGCCUGGAGGGUUGUAAUUACAAAUUUGACUGGCCAUACUUGUACCAUCCAUGUUUAUCGAGAAUUGGAGGACACAAAUAGACAUGAAGUGGUGUAUCACUCUAAGCUGUCCACCUCAGCUCCCGUACAUGGCAUUCCGUUGAGUGGACGAUAUCAACCUCUGGGAACCAUUGACCGCAAGCGUCUUUCAGCAAGGAAGAGCAACACUACCUACUGCUAUGAUUUCCCUCUGGCAUUUGAAACUGCAUUACGAAAACUAUGGGCAUCCCAUUCUCCAAGUGAGAGCAUGGUAAAGGAGAAAGACAUCCUCAAAGUGUCAGAGCUCAUAUUUGCCGACAAGCAAGGAGCAUGGGGCACCCCUUUGGUUUCUUCAGAUCGCCCACCUGCUCAGAACGAUGUGGGCAUGGUAGCAUGGUGCAUGCGCAUGUCUACACCUGAAUUCCCAUCAGGUCGAACCAUCAUAGUGGUCUCAAAUGACGUGACCUUCAAAGCUGGCUCAUUUGGCCCAAGGGAGGAUGCGUUUUUCCUCGCAGUAACAAAUCUAGCUUGUGAAAAAAGAAUUCCUUUGAUCUAUUUGGCUGCAAACUCGGGUGCUAGAAUUGGGGUGGCAGACGAAGUCAAGACUUGCUUUAAGGUAGGGUGGUCUGAUGAAACAAAGCCCGAAAGGGGCUUCCAAUACAUUUAUCUGGACCCUGAGAAUUAUGAGCGAAUUCGUUCAUCAGUUAUAGCUCAUGAGCUUAAGCUAGGGAGUGGAGAAACGAGAUGGGUGGUGGAUACAAUUGUUGGGAAGGAGGAUGGAUUGGGUGCUGAAAACUUAACAGGAAGUGGUGCCAUUGCUGGUGCUUAUUCUAGGGCAUACAGGGAGACAUUUACUCUAACUUACGUGACUGGCCGAACAGUAGGUAUAGGUGCUUAUCUCGCCAGGCUUGGCAUGCGAUGUAUCCAGAGGCUUGACCAACCCAUAAUUCUAACUGGGUUCUCUGCUCUAAAUAAGCUUCUAGGUCGUGAAGUCUAUAGCUCGCAUAUGCAACUUGGUGGACCAAAAAUCAUGGCCACAAAUGGGGUUGUCCACCUAACUGUAUCAGACGAUCUCGAAGGUGUUUCUGCCAUUUUGAAGUGGCUAAGCUAUGUGCCCCCCCAUAUAGGUGGGCCACUUCCCAUUUUGGCUCCUCAGGACCCACCUUCGAGGCCUGUUCAAUAUUGUCCCGAAAAUUCCUGUGACCCUCGAGCCGCUAUUUGCGGGACCCACUUGGGCGAGGGCAAAUGGUUAGGGGGAAUUUUUGACCGAGAUAGUUUCACUGAGACUUUAGAGGGGUGGGCUCGAACAGUGGUUACUGGUCGAGCUAAGCUUGGAGGAAUCCCUGUGGGUAUUGUUGCAGUUGAAACCCAAACCAUGAUGCAGGUUAUACCUGCCGAUCCAGGCCAGUUAGACUCACAUGAGAGGAUAGUACCACAAGCUGGUCAGGUCUGGUUUCCUGAUUCAGCCAUGAAAACCUCCCAAGCUUUGUUAGAUUUCAAUAGAGAGGAGCUUCCUCUGUUCAUUUUGGCAAAUUGGAGAGGAUUUUCAGGUGGGCAAAGAGACCUUUUCGAAGGGAUUCUUCAAGCUGGGUCCACCAUUGUUGAAAACCUCAGGACCUAUGCACAACCUGUUUUUGUGUUUAUACCCAAAACUGGAGAGCUGAGGGGUGGAGCAUGGGUUGUUAUUGAUAGUAAGAUAAAUCCAGACCAUGUUGAGAUGUAUGCAGAGUGUACGGCAAUGGGGAAUGUGCUUGAACCAGAGGGAAUGAUCGAGAUAAAAUUUAGGACCAAAGAGUUAAUAGAAUGUAUGGGUAGACUUGAUCCUGAGUUGGUUUCGUUGAAGUCAAAGCUUCAAGAGGCUAAGAGUGUUGGGCUUUCAGGGACGGCAGAGGGAAUUCAACAGAAGAUAAAAGAGCGAGAAAAGAAGUUGCUUCCGAUUUAUACUCAGAUUGCCACAAAGUUUGCACAACUUCAUGACACUUCACUGAGAAUGAAGGCAAAAGGGGUCAUAAAAGAGGUGAUAGAGUGGGGAAAUUCAAGGGCUUUCUUUUAUGGGAGACUUCAAAGAAGACUUGCGGAGGGGGCUCUUGUUAAGACCGUGAGAGAAGCGGCUGGUGAGGAGGUAUCUAAGGAUUUGGCCUUCACUAUGGUGAAGAAAUGGUUUAUGGAUUCUUGUGGGGCUCAAGGAAAGAAGUGGGAAGAUGAUGAUGCUUUCUUUGCAUGGAAAAAUGAUCCAAGGAAUCAUGAAGGUCUUCUGCAAGAGCUGCGAGUUCAGAAAAUAUUACAACAGUUAUCACAGUUAGGAGAGUCAGCCUCAGAUUUGCGUGCUCUUCCACAAGGUCUGGCAGCUCUUCUUCACAAGAUUGAACCAGCGGCAAGAAGGCAGCUGGUCGAGGGGCUCAAACUGGUCCUCAGUUGACACUAUUGACGAGCAAUGCAGUUUAGUGGACUGGUGGUGUUUAUAUUUAACGAGUUGGGGUUCUGCAUCUACAUUUGAAGUACCUAUCACUGAGCAGAUGUUAUCGAAAAACUUCCUACCUGGAAAAUGCCAUUUGAUCUGAUAACCCUAUAAUUGUUAUCCCGUUUUAUGGAGUUGUAAUCCAGAGGCAAUAGAAGUCGAGAGAGAAGAGCUUGGAAGCUCCUGAUUAUCUUUUGCUUCUACAAUUGUAAAUUUAGGCAAGAUUUUGUUUUUCAAAAUCUCUUAUCUUAUCAGACUCGACAAGAAUAAUAAAGCCUUUUGGUUAUUUAUGUAA
Amborella trichopoda is the source of this 7652-nucleotide messenger RNA. RefSeq names its product acetyl-CoA carboxylase 1 (gene ACC1). Gene Ontology annotation, biological process: fatty acid biosynthetic process. Gene Ontology annotation, molecular function: metal ion binding; acetyl-CoA carboxylase activity; ATP binding. NCBI's taxonomy places the organism in Eukaryota, Viridiplantae, Streptophyta, Magnoliopsida, Amborellales, Amborellaceae. The record is from RefSeq and is a predicted model, not a curated record.